Molecule: messenger RNA, 1137 nt
Organism: Diaporthe amygdali
Lineage: Eukaryota; Fungi; Ascomycota; Sordariomycetes; Diaporthales; Diaporthaceae
Product: PHB depolymerase family esterase
Exons: 6
Coding region: 1-1137 (378 amino acids)
Biological process (GO): carbohydrate metabolic process
Cellular component (GO): extracellular region
Molecular function (GO): hydrolase activity; cellulose binding
Source: RefSeq, a predicted model, not a curated record
AUGACGAACCUGCUAACCCUGCUCAGCAGCCUCUGGGCCCUGGCCGUCGCCUCGCUCGCGCUGGGCGUGGCGGGCGCGGCGGGCGCCGAGCCGGUCCCGCGCGCGACCUUCACCGAGGUGACGAGCUACGGCGACAACCCGACGGGGACGCGCAUGUGGCUGUACGUGCCGCAGAACCUGGCCGCCGCCCCCGCCAAGCCCGCCGUCGUCGUCGGCAUCCACUGGUGCAGCGGCAGCGCCAGCGCCUACUACCAGGGCACGCAGUGGGCGCGCUACGCCGAGACGUACGGGUACAUUGUCGUCUACCCGCAGACGCCGUACACGCGCGACAACUGCUGGGAUGUCGCCAGCAAGAUGACGCUUACCCAUGGUGGCGGCGGCGCGAGUAACUCGAUUGCGAACAUGGUGGAGUUUGUGGCGACGCAGUAUGGUGCGGACCGGAGCAGGGUGUUUGCGACGGGGAUCUCGUCGGGGGCUAUGAUGACGAACGUCAUGGCAGCCACGUACCCAGAUGUUUUUGCGGCGGGCAUCGCCUACGCGGGAGUGCCGGCGGGCUGCUUCAUGAGCGUCGACGACGUCCCGGACUUCUGGAACUCGACCUGCUCGACGGGCGCGUCCGUCGCGACGCAGCAGCAGUGGGCCAACGUCGUCAGGGACAUGUACCCGGGCUACACGGGCCCGCGGCCCAAGAUGCAGAUCUACCACGGCAGCGCCGACCAGACGCUUAAUGUGCAGAACUACUACGAGACUAUCAAGCAGUGGACCGGCGUCUUUGGCUACUCGACCACGCCGGUCUCGACUACGGCUGACUUCCCGCGCAGCCCGUAUACUAAGUAUGUGUUUGGGGAUAAGUUGCAGACUUUCUUGGGCACGAACGUGACCCAUUCAAUCGAUGUGUUCCCAGAGGAGGAUCUGAAGUGGUUUGGUUUCACGACACCGGUGAGCCCGACAUCAGCCCCCGGAACGCCCUCGACGAGCACGACCUCUGCCAGCGCGACGACCACCGCUCCUUCCGGUGGCUCGGGAACCGCGCCUCAGUGGGCCCAGUGUGGUGGGAAUGGCUGGACGGGGGCAACAGCGUGCGCAAGCCCGUACACCUGCGUCAAGGUGAAUGACUGGUACUUCCAAUGCCAGUAA